Molecule: messenger RNA, 880 nt
Organism: Austrofundulus limnaeus
Lineage: Eukaryota; Metazoa; Chordata; Actinopteri; Cyprinodontiformes; Rivulidae
Gene: psme3ip1
Product: proteasome activator subunit 3 interacting protein 1
Cellular component (GO): nucleus
Source: RefSeq, a predicted model, not a curated record
CGCUGUGGUGAAGCAGACGUCCUCAGAGGCUCGCAGAGAGCCUGACAGGAAGCCUGCAGCCAAAGGCUCGGAGCAGAGGAGCAGCCAUCUUUCUCAGGCUCACCUGCUGGUGGGAGCGGUGAAGAGACGCAGCUCCUCACAGUCUGCAGACAGCAAGAGGCCGAAGGUGGACCACACAUCAUCAUCAUCAUCAUCAUCAGGAGCAGUGUGGACAGAGCAGCAGGGCGGAGCGUCAGCAGGAGGAGGAACGGAGGCGCCUGAGGACCACCGAGCGCUUCCUGGCCUGACGGCGAAGACGCCCACCGCUCCCCCAGGCUCCGCCCACGGCGUGCUGCACCUGCCGUCCGCCGCCGUGUGUGUCGGCGUCUUACCGGGACUCUGUGCCUAUUCUGGCAGCAGCGACUCUGACAGCAGCUCUGACAGUGAAGGCUGAGCCUCCAAUCCCGCCUUGACCUCCUCCCAUCCCAUCCCAUCCCCAGCCCCCGCAGCUUUGUGAUUGGCUGAAGGAACAGUGAUUGACAGCUGUGGAGCAAAGAAGAGUCACAUGAUUGUUUUAGCAGCAGAGACACUUUUCCAGUUUUUUUUCUGUUUCUUGUUUGAAACUUGUGCUGGAAAAAGGUUUGUUUUUGUCCCAGAUGUUGUGAAAAACAAAAGAUUUUAUUUCUGUUGUUUAAAUCUGAAUAAUGUGAGUUUCCAGAGCUGGCUGAGGGAUGUGACGCACCGUGGGAAUAUAAAGAACCAUGACAACAGGAUGUUGGUGAAACUGUAUUUAUUUUAUAAUCCACACAUGUACCUGCAGUUCUUCUAGUCAGGAUUACUCAGCAGUUAAUCUUGUUUUAAUUAGAAACUCAGUAAAAAUAAAGAUAUUUGAUUCUGAUGA